Molecule: messenger RNA, 2861 nt
Organism: Nyctereutes procyonoides (raccoon dog)
Lineage: Eukaryota; Metazoa; Chordata; Mammalia; Carnivora; Canidae
Gene: NEK8
Product: NIMA related kinase 8
Exons: 15
Coding region: 39-2138 (699 amino acids)
Biological process (GO): protein phosphorylation
Molecular function (GO): protein kinase activity; ATP binding
Source: RefSeq, a predicted model, not a curated record
CGUGGGGGGGUUCCGGAAAUGUGACUCUGAGAAAUAAGAUGGAGAAGUACGAGCGGAUCCGAGUGGUGGGGAGAGGUGCCUUCGGGAUUGUGCACCUGUGCCUGCGCAAGGCCGACCAGAAGCUGGUGAUCAUCAAGCAGAUCCCAGUGGAGCAGAUGACCAAAGAAGAGCGGCAAGCAGCCCAAAAUGAGUGUCAGGUCCUCAAACUACUCAACCACCCCAAUGUCAUUGAGUAUUAUGAGAACUUCCUGGAGGACAAGGCCCUCAUGAUUGCCAUGGAAUAUGCACCAGGUGGCACCCUGGCUGAGUUCAUCCAAAAGCGCUGUAAUUCCUUGCUAGAGGAGGAGACCAUCCUGCAUUUCUUUGUGCAGAUCCUGCUGGCACUGCAUCAUGUGCAUACCCAUCUCAUCCUGCACCGGGACCUCAAGACUCAAAACAUCCUUCUUGACAAACACCGCAUGGUUGUCAAGAUUGGUGACUUCGGCAUCUCCAAGAUCCUUAGUAGCAAGAGCAAGGCCUACACGGUGGUGGGCACCCCGUGCUACAUCUCCCCUGAACUGUGUGAGGGCAAGCCUUACAAUCAGAAGAGUGACAUCUGGGCCCUGGGUUGUGUCCUCUAUGAGCUGGCCAGUCUCAAGAGGGCCUUUGAAGCUGCAAACCUGCCAGCACUGGUGCUGAAGAUCAUGAGUGGCACCUUUGCACCCAUCUCUGACCGGUACAGCCCUGAGCUACGCCAGCUGGUCCUCAGUCUGCUCAGCCUGGAGCCCUCACAGCGGCCACCACUCAGCCACAUCAUGGCACAGCCCCUCUGCAUCCGUGCCCUCCUCAACCUUCACACCGACCUGGGCAGUGUCCGCAUGAGGAGGGCAGAGAAGUCUCUGGUCCCCGGGCCACCCAUGGCCCCCGGCGGCAGCACAGGGAGCAGGAGCGCCGGCGCCCGCUGCAGGGGCAUACCCCGGGGACCCGGCCGGCCGGCCAUUCCGCCACCGCUGUCGUCGGUUUACGCGUGGGGUUGCGGGCUCAGCGCCCCUCUGCGGCUGCCGAUGCUCAACACAGAAGUGGUGCAGGUGGCAGCUGGACGCACGCAGAAGGCCGGCGUCACGCGCUCGGGGCGCCUCAUUCUGUGGGAGGCCCCGCCCCUAGGCGCCGGAGGGGGCGCCCUUCUGCCCGGGGCCGUGGAGCAGCAGCAGCCCCAGUUUGUCUCCCGUUUCCUGGAGGGCCAGUCAGGCGUGACUAUCAAGCACGUGGCCUGUGGGGACCUCUUCACUGCUUGCCUGACCGACCGAGGUAUCAUCAUGACCUUCGGCAGUGGCAGCAAUGGGUGUCUGGGCCAUGGAAGCCUCAAUGACAUCAGCCAGCCCACCAUUGUGGAGGCCCUGCUGGGCUAUGAGAUGGUGCAGGUGGCCUGUGGGGCAUCUCAUGUGCUGGCACUGUCCACUGAGCGAGAACUCUUUGCCUGGGGCCGCGGAGAUGGUGGCCGGCUGGGACUGGGCACCAGGGAGUCCCACAGCUGCCCCCAGCAGGUGUCCAUGCCCCCAGGACAGGAAGCCCAGCGGGUUGUAUGUGGCAUUGACUCCUCCAUGAUCCUCACUGUACCUGGCAGAGCCCUGGCCUGCGGGAGUAACAGGUUCAACAAGCUGGGCCUGGACCCCCUCUCCCUGGGGGAGGAGCCUGCCCCCAACCAGCAGGUGGAGGAGGCCCUGAGCUUCACACCACUAGGUUCUGCACCCUUUGACCGGGAGCCCCUGCUCAGCGUGGACCUGGGCACUGCUCAUUCAGCUGCCGUGACUGCCUCUGGUGACUGCUAUACUUUUGGCAGCAAUCAGCAUGGGCAGCUGGGCACUAAUGCCCGCCGGGUCAGCCGGGCACCUUGUCAAGUCCAAGGCCUGCAGAACAUCAAGAUAGCAAUGGUAGCCUGUGGGGAUGCCUUCACUGUAGCCGUUGGGGCAGAAGGUGAAGUGUACUCAUGGGGCAAAGGGGCCCGAGGUCGACUAGGCAGAAGGGAUGAGGAUGCUGGACUCCCUCGGCCAGUGCAGCUGGAUGAGAUACACCCCUACACAGUGACUUCUGUGUCCUGUUGCCAUGGAAACACUCUACUAGCUGUUCGCCCGGUUACAGAUGAGCCAGUUCCACCGUGAGGGACCUAGAUACAUCUUGGGACCACCUUGAUAUUGCUUCUCCUCUGAACACUCUCAAAAACUGCAGAUGCCUGCAGCAAGACUGUCCCCACCAGCGCCCCCUGGAUGGUACUCAGCGAGGUAUACCAACCAGUGAAGCGCCCACUCUCUUUUGGCCCUGGAUCUGUAAACCUUAACCCACCCUGUUUCCCAACAUCUCCCUUUCUCUCCCUACCCCUUUUAAGUUGGUGUCCCCAAGGUCCAGCCUGGCUAGAGUCAGAAACCAGACCUAACCUAUGGAAGCAGGGUGGUCUCGAGUCUGGGCAGAAAAAAGCUGGAGGCUGCUGGCUGUGGCUUCACCCAGACCCUACUCUUUUCCCCUGCCCACUUAGACAAAUAAGCCGAUAGUGCCCCCUGGGAGAGCAGCACAGUGCUGUGGAACAGGGCAAGCCCAGUCCUGUCUAGACUGGCCAUUCUGGCCACCUAGCUUCUGCAUUGCCUGGGGCAGGGAGCCUUACCACCCACCCUGACUCUGAUACCCUGAGGCUUAGAUUUGCACAACUUCUGAGUGGACUGGGAGUGCAUCUGCAAGCGCACCAGUGUCUACUGCAGAGGGGGAUCCCUGUUGAAGGUUUCCUUCACCCCAGCCAUUCCCCCAGAGCAGGCUGGGCGAAAGGGUAGCUGGCUGGGCCUGACCAAUUUCCAGAUGACUGGGAAAUCGCGCCAAUAAAAACAUCAGCUGCC